CCACCAUCUGCGGCGCUGGUGGUUCCCGACAGCCACUCCUGCAACCUGUUCCUCUGCAAUCUUGCUGUACCAGAUGCCCAGCCCCAUUAGCCACUCCUGGGCUACUCACAGCCAUCUUCUGUUCCUCACCGCUGCGAUGCGAGUGACAGCUGUGGCACUGCUGUUGUUAUGAAUAAUGAAAUGCCCUGCCCUGUUUCACCACUUGGAUGCCAGAGUAAAUGGCGCAGCUGAAGCAGUGAGGAGGUUGCAUGGGUGCUGGCUGGAGGUGGACCUUGCUGGGGUUGAUCCUCACCCCUCCAGGGGCUUCACGAGGCUCUCCCUUCCUUUGCAGACACGUGCGCAACGGGGCAGUGAUUGCCCGCUGCAGCCAGCCCGAGAUCAGCUGGUGGGGCUGGCGAAACGCCGACGACGAGUAUCUCGUGACAUCGAUUGCCAAAGCCUGUGCCUUGAACCCUGGAGUAAAGGUACCCGGAGGCAUCCCGCACAACGGGAGCAGCGACGGCAGCGAGGCCUGUGACACGGACUUCGACUCAUCCCUGACGGCAUGUUCAGGUGUGGAGAAUGCAGGAACUCCUCAGAAGCUGCUGAUCCUUGAUGCCAGGUCCUACACUGCGGCUGUGGCCAACAGAGCGAAGGGCGGUGGCUGCGAAUGUGAAGAGUAUUACCCGAACUGCGAAGUCGUGUUCAUGGGCAUGGCCAACAUCCACUCCAUCCGCAACAGCUUCCAGUACCUGCGCGCUGUCUGCAGCCAAGUGCCAGACCCCAGCAACUGGCUUUCUGCCCUGGAGAGCACCAAGUGGCUGCAACACCUGUCUGUCAUGCUGAAGGCAGCGGUGCUGGUCUCCAGCGCGGUUGACAGAGAAGGGCGCCCGGUGCUGGUGCAUUGCUCGGACGGCUGGGACAGGACUCCUCAGAUUGUAGCACUGGCAAAGAUCCUUCUGGACCCCUACUACCGGACCAUGGAGGGCUUCCAGGUGCUUGUUGAAUCAGAUUGGCUGGAUUUUGGUCACAAGUUUGGUGAUCGCUGUGGUCACCAGGAGAAGGUGGAAGAUCAGAACGAACAGUGCCCAGUUUUUCUCCAGUGGCUGGAUGCUGUUCAUCAGCUUCUGAAGCAAUUUCCUUGCCUCUUUGAAUUUAACGAAGCUUUUUUGGUAAGAAAUACGUGUGCAAACAUCUCUCUAUCCCUUGCCAGAUGUGAGCCGAGGCAGAAGGGAAGGCUAUGAUAUUUUACAGUGGUGUAGUUGAAAGAAAACAAAAAUUGAAUUCUUUAAAAAUGUCUGGGUAGUGCCUGGGCUCUCUGCGGGCAUUCCUGACAUUCCUUCUCGCUGUGGGUCCAGCCCUGCCCUUUGGCUGCAGUAUUUUGCCCUGGUUCUGUGUGUGCGAUGCUUUUGCUGCCCGCGAUUCCCUGCUCCUCCCAGCGGGUCCCGCAGCCCCAGGUACCGA
Molecule: messenger RNA, 1443 nt
Organism: Calidris pugnax (ruff)
Lineage: Eukaryota; Metazoa; Chordata; Aves; Charadriiformes; Scolopacidae
Product: myotubularin-related protein 4-like
Exons: 5
Coding region: 249-1223 (324 amino acids)
Biological process (GO): regulation of autophagy; dephosphorylation
Molecular function (GO): phosphatidylinositol-3,5-bisphosphate 3-phosphatase activity; protein phosphatase binding
Source: RefSeq, a predicted model, not a curated record